Messenger RNA from Drechmeria coniospora, 513 nucleotides. RefSeq names its product Translationally-controlled tumor protein. Lineage: Eukaryota; Fungi; Ascomycota; Sordariomycetes; Hypocreales; Ophiocordycipitaceae. The transcript has 5 exons. The record is from RefSeq and is a predicted model, not a curated record. Gene Ontology annotation, cellular component: cytoplasm. Bases 1 to 513 code for a protein of 170 amino acids. Gene Ontology annotation, molecular function: calcium ion binding.
AUGCUCAUCUACAACGAUAUUCUCACCGGUGAUGAGAUCAUCUCCGACUCGUACGACCUCAAGGAGGUCGAUGGCGUCAUGUACGAGGCCGACUGUGCCAUGAUCACCGAGGAGGCCGUCAGCGUUGACACCGGUGCCAACGCCUCCGCCGAGGAUGGUGAGGAGGCCAUGGAGGACCAGGCCAUCAAGGUCAACAACAUCGUCCACUCCUUCCGUCUCCAAAGCACCCAGUUCGACAAGAAGGGCUACCUGGCCUACCUCAAGGGCUACAUGAAGGCCGUCAAGGCUGCUCUCCAGGAGAGCGGUGCGUCGGCCGACACCAUCACGGCCUUUGAGAAGGGUGCCCAGACCUACGUCAAGGAGAAGCUUCUGCCCAACUUCAAGGACCUCGAGUUCUACACGGGCGAGUCCAUGAACCCCGACGGCCUCGUCGUUCUCCUCAACUACCGCGAGGACGGUGUCACCCCCUACGUCAUCGUCUGGAAGCACGGUCUCAAGGAGGUCAAGGUCUAA